AGUCAUUAAGAAACACUUCCUUCCAUCCGAUUCGUGGAGGGGCGAGGCCGUUAGACGCUUUGGGAUUUAAUGUAAAAGCAACAUGAUGGCCGUCACGUUGUUAUGACAAGGGAUACGUCAAAUUUUUAACGUUUAAAACAGACUGGACCGGCGCUCAUCAUAUCUGCCGAUUUAAUUUCGGUAUUUAAACAUCGUUCCUGCAUCCUUUCAUGUACACUCAAACAAUAAAAAUGCCGGUCCAGAAGGAUUCGAACAUUGUGAAAAUUGCUGUGACAAUGCAGUCACAAAUGACGGACCAAGUACCACAACUUAUUGAAUUUAAUCAAAAACAUCCGUUGACUGGAAUUAUUCAGGAACUAUGCAAUGGUUGGGGUCUAUCUGAUCCUGAAUCAUAUUCAUUGCAAUUUACUGAAAAUAACAAUCAAAAUUAUAUCACCGAGAAGAAUCGCAAUGAGGUGAAGAAUGGCAGUAUCCUGAAAUUAGAAUUUUCUCCUUCCAAAACAGCUAGUGAUAUUCUGGUUAAGCUUAACAAUGGAACUCUAGCAGAAAAAACUGCAGCUUUGCAAAAGUUGAUUACACUCAGUACAGAUAUGACAUUUGCAUUCGAAUUCAUUAAUAAGCAAGGACUAGCUUUAAUUAUAUCACAGGUGGAAGGAGAGAAGUAUAAAAGCACUGCACUAGCAUAUUCACUUCAGUCAUUUGUCGAACUCAUGGAUCAUGGAAUUGUUUCGUGGGAUAUAUUAGAAACUCCUUUUAUUAAUAAAGUAGCAAGCUAUGUAAACAAUCAGGCUACAACUCAAGACAUCAGUAUUGUUGAAGCUUCGCUUAGUAUCCUUGAAAAUAUAGUACUCAAUUCGUCUGGAAAGUAUGCACAAGUUGAAAAGGAAGUAACAUUUCCCAAUUUAGUGAUGCAUUUGCAAAGUAUGAGUCCACAAAUACAACAAAAUGCAAUAGCCUUGAUAAAUGCCUUGUUCUUAAAAGCUGAUUUAUCCAAACGUAAGGCAGUUGCAGCAACCCUUCAAUCAAAACAAGUUAGAAAUGUGUUUUUAACAAACAUCAUACAGUCAACUGGCCAGGUUGGUGCAGAAAUGGCACAUCAGUUAUAUGUGUUGCAAACAUUAAUGUUAAGUUUAUGGGAACAACGAAUGAUGACAAAAAUGGAUCCCCAAGAUCAAGAUGCACAUGAUAAAAUUAAAGAGCUUAGGAAAAUUGCUUUUGACACUGAAGGAGCGCUUAGCGGGGAUGUGACAGCUCGUAAGCAGGGUCUUUAUGCCAAAGAUUAUAAAAAGUUGGGUUUCCAAUAUGAUAUUAAUCCUGCUUUGGACUUCACUGAAACUCCCCCUGGAAUGCUUGCUCUGGAUUGCAUGAUUUAUUUUGCACGUAAUCAUACAGAGGCAUAUACUAAAGUUGUUUUGGAGAAUUCCUGCAGAGCAGAUGAACAUGAAUGUCCAUUUGGUAGGACAAGUGUGGAACUUGUUAAAUUACUGUGUGAGGUGCUACGUAUUGGGGAAGCUCCUAGUGAACAAGGUCAAUCAUAUCAUCCCAUGUUCUUUACUCAUGAUCAUCCGUUUGAAGAGUUUUACUGCGCAUGCAUAGUUCUUUUAAAUAAGACUUGGAAAGAGAUGAGAGCUACCACUGAAGAUUUUGUAAAAGUAUUUUCUGUUGUAAGAGAACAAAUCACUAGAGCACUUCAGAGUAAGCCUACAGGGUUGGAUAAAUUUAAAAACAAGUUACAACAAUUGACAUACUCAACAAUCACUAAUCUUUGGCAACAAGAAAGGACUAAUAGGGAAGAGGGAGAAAGUCAUGCAAGACCAAUAGUUGAACUGAGGGAACAAAUUACACCUGAAAUUGUAGAACUCAUUCAACAGCAACGUUUAGGUUUCUUGGUAGAAGGCACUAGAUUUAUGAAGUAUGGCGCUAGAGGACAGAGAAUCAAAGAUAAAUUUUGGUACGUUCGACUAUCGCCUAACCAUAAAGUAUUCCAUUAUGGAGAUUGCGAUGAGAAGUCGGUACCAACGAUUGAUGAGCUUCCUACGAAGUUGGCUGUUGUCGAAAUUCGGGGUUUACUCACUGGUAGGGACUGUCCACACAUGAAAGAUGUACAACGACGGAAAAACACGCAUCAAUUAGCUUUUUCCUUAAUUUUGGAUUCUGUGGAUGUUUCGAGUUUAGAUUUUGUCGCGCCCGAUGAACAAGUUUUCGAUUACUGGACUGAUGGCAUUAAUGCUUUAUUAUGCAAUAGAAUGACCAGUAAAGAGGCAGAAAACGAUUUGGAAACGUUAUUAUCUAUGGACAUCAAAUUAAGACUUUUAGAUGCAGAAGGAAUUGAUAUUCCUCAGGAUCCACCUGCUGUUCCUGAUCCACCACCAAAUUAUGACUUCUGUUAUGAAUUAAAGUGAAAAUUUAUUCUCGCGUUCAAUGUUAUUUUAACAAUUUGACGCGAAUCUAUGUAGGUUUAAAUAUCUGCCAUACUUAGGACUAUAAUCACAAUUUUUAUACAGCCAAUGAAUUUGAAUGUUUUUUACUAGUAUUGUGAUUACAUAGUACGCAUGGUUUUUGAUAAUAUAAAUUGAAUUGCGUCAGUAUAUUAAUUAAAUUAUACGAGAAACGCAGUGGUAUUUUACCAAAGAUAUAUUUUACAUUUUACAUAUACAAAUUAUAUAUAAAUCUUUUAAAAUUAUUUGUAUAUACGAAUUUGAUACAUUGUUUGUGCGAUUAUAAAAACUCGUGCCGCUUUUUUAGUAACACUUUUAAUGAGUAAACUGUAAUCGUAAUGGAAUAUUAUUUAAAAUCAUGUUUAACGUCGUUUACUUUAUAAAUAUUUUGUAAAGAUUAUUAUAUAUUCGAGAGAGAUGUAAUAAAUUAAGAAGUGUAAGUUAA
Messenger RNA from Nomia melanderi (Alkali bee), 2883 nucleotides. It is a transcript of the gene Ced-12, whose product is annotated as engulfment and cell motility Ced-12. Lineage: Eukaryota; Metazoa; Arthropoda; Insecta; Hymenoptera; Halictidae. The record is from RefSeq and is a predicted model, not a curated record. Gene Ontology annotation, biological process: actin filament organization; cell motility. Gene Ontology annotation, cellular component: plasma membrane.